GGCACUGGUGGGUGGCACUGGUGGGCACAGGUGGGUGGCACUGGUGGGCACAGGUGGGUGGGCACAGGUGGGUGGCACUACUGGGCACAGGUAGGUGGCACUUCUGGGCACAGGUGGGUGCACUGCUGGGCACAGGUGGGUGCACUGCUGGGCACAGGUGGGCGGAACUUGUGGGUGGCACUGCUGGGCACCGAUCAUCAGGGCACUGAUAAUCGGUGCCCUGAUGAUCGGUGCCGAUCCCCGCUCUGACAACUGCCGGUUCUCGGCAGUACUUUCUUCACGAUCUGACAGCGUGAGGAAAGUGCAGUCGAGAACCGGCAAUUGCAU
Molecule: messenger RNA, 327 nt
Organism: Staurois parvus
Lineage: Eukaryota; Metazoa; Chordata; Amphibia; Anura; Ranidae
Source: the annotation of a GenBank genome assembly